This is a messenger RNA of Saccharomyces eubayanus, 3453 nucleotides long. RefSeq names its product cohesin subunit IRR1 (gene IRR1). The record is from RefSeq and is a predicted model, not a curated record. Gene Ontology annotation, biological process: sister chromatid cohesion. Gene Ontology annotation, molecular function: protein binding; chromatin binding. Gene Ontology annotation, cellular component: cohesin complex; nucleus; chromatin. Lineage: Eukaryota; Fungi; Ascomycota; Saccharomycetes; Saccharomycetales; Saccharomycetaceae. Bases 1 to 3453 code for a protein of 1150 amino acids. The transcript has a single exon.
AUGACUGCUGUGCGUCGUUCGACUAGAAUUAGAACCAAAUCUCAGGUUACAGAGGAGGAAAGCUCCGAUGACGAGCAAGACGCAAGUGUGCAACAUAUAGAAACUGAUGAGGCCACUGCCGCUGUGCAGCGUGAUGUUGAAGAAGAAGAGAACAGUGAUAGCGAGAGCAGUAGUGAGGACGACUUUGAAGAUCAGGACGAUGAUGACUACGUAGAUGCUGCUGCCGCAAAGAGAAAACCUAGAAAGAGAAAACCCAAGUCAACAUCAAAUACCAGUAGUAAAAGACAGAAAAAGAAACCGAGUUCCAGUGAGAGAUCUGCUGCAUCUCACGCCCCAAGUGGCCACCGCUCCAAAAAAGACCAGGAGCAGUACCUGGAAGUUGUCAGAGAUUUCCAGCCUACAGAGCUGUUUGAGAUCAUAUCUACUUCAGAAGACGUUUCCAUCGAAGAACUACUACGAGAAUGGCUAGAGACUUACACUGAAAAUAGAGAUCGGUUUUUGCAGGAGUUCAUCAAUCUUCUGCUAAACUGUUGUGGCUCUGUUGCCCGUGUAGAGGACCAUGAUGUUCAUAGUAACGAAUCUUCUAACGAAACCGUAGGUGAAAUUCAAUUGCUUUUCCAAAGACAAAAACUACACGAGUUUUAUCUUCUGAUAAGUAAGGACAACAGAAAACGGAAAAAUUUCAAAAUGGGACCUCUCUAUCAAAAUUUUGUGGAGCUGAUGACUAAAUUACUCGAAGUUGCAAAUGACCUACAGCUGCUCUACGUUGAGUCGGAUGAAGACGACACUCAAAUAGUCACGGGCAACCUGGUCCUGGAUUUACUGACUUGGCUGUCCUCAUUCUCUGUCUGUAAGAUCAGAUGCUUUAGAUACAUUUCAACACUAACAUUAUUUCUUUUCCAAGACUACUUGACUGAACAAGCUGUAAACUUGGAGAAGAAUUACUUAGCCAAAUUGACUAGACAGUUGUCACUAGAAGAAAAGAAAAAAAGGCCCAAUAAGAAAACUUUAGAAAAGCUCGAAAGCACCAUUGCUGAAACUCAAGGUAGUAAAGUUGUCAUUGAAGGUGUUAUUGAUAAUAUUGUGAAGUUGUGUUUCGUGCACAGGUACAAGGACAUAUCCGAUUCAAUUCGUUCUGAGUCCAUGUUGCACUUAUCGAUCUGGAUUAAAAACUAUCCAGAAUAUUUCCUCAAGGUCACAUUUUUGAAAUAUUUUGGCUGGCUACUCAGCGAUAAUUCCGUCUCUGUCAGGUUACAAGUUGCCAAGAUUCUUCCACAUUUGAUCAUCCAAAAUCAUAACAGCAAAUCCAGUGAUAAUUCCGCGAUCCGCCAAGUCUUUGAAAGGUUUAAAUCUAAGAUCCUGGAGGUCGCCAUCCAUGACGUCAAUCUUGAUGUCAGAAUUCAUAGUGUUCAAAUUCUAACUGAAGCGUCAUCACUGGGCUAUUUGGAUGAUUUUGAGAUUCUAAUGAUUUCUAGCUUAAUGUUUGAUGAAGAAUUCGACCCCUUCAAAACAUCCUCAUUCAAUAAAAGGUCCAAAUUUUUAUCUACUGUAGCCAAGUUCUUAGCAAGAGUAAUAAGCGAAAAACAUGAGGAAUUCACCAAGACCCAUGAAGAGUUGCCUGAAGAAGUCGAUGGAUUAGCUGUUGCUCCAGUCGUGCAAGUUGGGAUCUUUAUCAAGAUCUUGAGCAACUCCUUGAUUUAUCAUUUAAAAGAUUCGGCGGAAGUUGAUUCAAAAACUAAGAUUCGUAUGCUAACGCAGGCCGCCGAGUUUUUAUCUCCAUACAUUUCAUCACACUUGAAAACUAUCUGUGAUCUUUUGAUCUCGGAUACUGAAUCGAACGAAUUGAUCCAGACACUACAAAACUCGACUGACAAUAACAACGAUGACGACGAGGAAGAUGGUCAAGAACUAGACAUCACUCCGCUGUUUCCCAUUGACAGAAACAGCACUAUAUUAUAUCUUAACGUAUUCAAUGGGUUGUGUACGGGUGCGAAUAACCCAAAGAUUCAAACCAAAGGCAAUGUUCGGGAAAUAGUGUUACCUUUAUUCCAUAACUUAUUGAACACAACAUCAAUUGAAUCCGCUGAUAUCCUAUGCCCGCUUCUGGAGAGUUUUAUUACAUUUUCUUUGGAUGAUUGGAUAUCCAUUGGCUAUGAAACAGAAUUGAAAAAAAUUACCGACAAAAUCAUCAAAGUAUUUAUGGAUUCAACAAUUGGCGACUCAAAAGUCGAUUUGAAAUAUGACAUUUUUGCUAAAUUUAUUCAUCACAUCCAUCAUUUUGAGAAAAAGGAACUAGAAGAAAAACUAUUGAAUCAAAUAAGCACACUGGAUGUUCAUUUAAAGAAAUUCUUACGGGAAAAGAUGGAUCCCAACAAUUCUAGAGAUGAUUAUAAUGAUUUGACCUGUUCUUUAUACGAACUCUACAUCAAUAAAUUGACCAUCCUUGGGAGGGAGUAUCCAAUUGAAGUUGAUGAAGAGUUAUUACAACUAUUGCUGAACAAUUUUGUCUCACGUAUCCCUAUAAUGUUCCAAGAUUUCGAUGACAGCACCAACCAAGAAAUAAACUUCAAAAUAUUAGUGCUGUUAGCUACAUGGAAUUUAGAAAAAUGGAGGGGCAUAAUAGAAAAUGUAAAGGAUCACGAGGCUUCGACUCCAAAAAACCUCAAAUCAAUUUGGAAACCUAUAGCUGCUAUAAUAGGUCGUUUAAAUACACUAGUUAUUUCCUUGGCGGCUAUACCCGAAAAUGCUGAAAAUAUAAGCAACUUACUUUAUCUAAAAUGGUCAGCUUGCACCUCGUUAGUGGACAUCAUCGUUGCUGUGAAAGUUUUCGAGUUAAAAUUACCUACAGACGCUACAUCAUGGAAAUAUAGUAUGAGUGAACAGUUCCCAUAUUACCUUCAUGACAGUGCGUCAAAAGUCCUUUUGCAAGUGUUUUUAUAUUUAGAGAGUCUUUUCGCUAAACAGCUUGACGUCCAAUUAGACAGAGUGGCCGAUGAAGACGCCAAUCUGAAUGAUUUGCCAGAAACCGGUUUUUUCAACGAUAUCGAAACCCAAUUCCUUUUGUUCACGGUCAAACUGAUGGGGCUGAUGAAAUUAAAUAUUUUGGAUGGACAACUUGCUUCUCGUAUGGCAUUGAAUAAGGAAAAACUUGGCUCACUAUUCAACAAAAUAUUGGAUGAUACCAUGACAGAAGGUUCGGAACCUAAUAAGAAGAACAUACAGAAGACGAAACCAAUUCAAAUGCAAAGGGGAAGGGAGAUUUCUCCACAAUCAAACAAUGAAAGGGAACCGAAUCAUGCGAAUAUUGAAGAGAAUAAUUCAGAUAUUCCCAUGACAGAUGACCUAGAACCUAUUGAAGAAAGUUCACAAGGCAAUCAAGAAUUAGCACCGAUUGAGGAACAUCCUACCAUGGUAGAUUCUAUAGAUGACAGCGAUGCUAUCACUCAAGAUUGA